CAGGAACCGUACCACUAAAAAUACACUAAUGAAUUUUAGAACUUUGGUAUCAGUAAUCUACUAGCGGUGCUGAGUACUUUUGGGGGGCCAGCUAAGAUCUUCGUUUGCACUAAUUAUGCCGUAAACCCCAUAGUUAGAACAAUGACUAACCUCUACGGUAGAGUGCAAUGAACAGGCUGUUCUAGGUACACGGUGUUCUAGCACAGGCUGUUCUAGCAUUAGACAAUUGUACCAAACCUUGCACUAAAUAAAACGAAAAUCCACAAAGACAAUGUCUGCUCUUGCUUUAAGCACCAUACCUUCCUUCUUUCUGGUAUGGGAUUGAAAUCUUUGUGCUGUGUCUAACUGCAAUACUACUAACAUCUUUGCAUGAUUGGUUGUUGUACUGCUAUUCUAACAAUCAUUCCUUUUGAAAAUGGAGGAGUAUUGCUAAAAAAAUGGAGAAAACCCGGCCAAGGUCAGUUUUUUUUUUGAAGGUCACCGGGAGGGGAGAGAAUCCCCCACCUGAAUUUCAUUCAUUAGCCCCGAAGUGGCCCAGCAGAUUGUUUAAAGGUUUUACAACAUAAAGGUCAGUUUAGUCAAUGUACCUGACACGAAAAGAGUGUCAAUGCACCGACUACAUUCAUGACUUGCACAUUUAAGAAAAUCAGGAGGGUUUUUAUUCCCCUGAUUGUCUCAGUCAGCAACCACCGCAUACCAGUUCUGGAAAAAGAAAUAGCAGCACACCAUCCUGCUGCAUCUUCCUCCUUUCAUUCUUAUACCCUCGCCCAACGUAAAAGCAAUGGAGAACAGCUUGUUGUUAGCAUCAUUGCAGUUGCAGAACCAGAGGGAGGAGGAGGAGGACGAAGCAAAGCAAAGGAAGGCAAUUAAGGAGGAAUCAGUGGAGGUAGCAGAAUCAUGGAUUGCUGCAUCUGCAGCCCCAUGGCCACCAUGUACAGGCUUCCGAGGAACGCUAUCUGUGCUCCUUGCCAUGAAGGUGCCAAGGCCAUCAUCAGCUUCCUGAACAAGGAUGAGGAGCAAGAAGAUGGCGGCCAUGGUUCUGCCAUCUCCCACGCGCCAUCGAAGUUUAACAGCUCAAACAAGGGAAUGAGAGAUGCAUGGGAGCAGGUGAAGGAGAUGAGAGACAGGGAGGAUCAGACAAAGCAGAGAGCCGCCUUCCUUGAGCACGGCUUCGCGCUGGCGUGGAAGGAGGGAAUCCACACCGACAUCGUCGUGAAACCUGGAACUGGGCCCCCAAUUCCAGCCCACAAAGCCAUCCUGGCCGCCAGGUCGGAGGUGUUCCGGCACAUGCUGUCCGCCGACGACCACUGCAAGGCCCCUGCCGGCGACUCCUUCUCCCUCCCCGAGCUCUCCCACGCCGAGCUCUCCCUCCUCCUCGCCUUCCUCUACACCGGCGCCCUCGACCAGGACCUGCCGGAGCGCCACCUGCACGCGCUUCUCGUCGCCGCCGACAAGUACGACGUCCCGUUCCUGCGGCGGGCCUGCGAGGCGAGGCUGGCGGCGAGUGUGGAGCCCCGGAACGCGCUGCGGACGCUGGAGGUGGCCGAUCUCAGCUCAAGUGCGGUGCUCAGGGAGCGCGCCAUGGACACCGUGCUGGAGCACGCCGAGCAGGUGGUGUUCUCGCCGGAGUACGAAGGCUUCGCCGUCAGGAACGCGGCGCUGUGCGUGGAGAUCACCCGGGCGCUGCUGGCCAAGAUGUCGACGACGACAACUAGUAAAUCGGAUCCCCAUCAUGCAUAGAUCGAGGAUGUGUAGAGCAGCUCUUGCUUAAUUAGUUUUGACUUUUGAUCGUGUGACUGAUACGUGUACAUGAACAUGUCUGAAACUCUGAAACAUCCAUUGCAAUUUGCAACACACAGGUGACCACAUAACUGAUGAUCGAAACAUUUCCACACACAGAGUGUUUCGUUUUGAAA
Panicum virgatum (switchgrass) is the source of this 1916-nucleotide messenger RNA. RefSeq names its product BTB/POZ domain-containing protein At1g01640-like. Bases 898 to 1740 code for a protein of 280 amino acids. The transcript has 3 exons. The record is from RefSeq and is a predicted model, not a curated record. Gene Ontology annotation, molecular function: protein binding. NCBI's taxonomy places the organism in Eukaryota, Viridiplantae, Streptophyta, Magnoliopsida, Poales, Poaceae.